GAACCCGUACGGUGGAGGCGCGAGCGCCGCCGAGGCGACGGUUGGAGUGCGGCUCGGUGUCAGAGCGCUCGCGCUCACUGAGAGGCCAUGGGGCUGCUGGAGCGUAUCCGGAAGCAGUGGUUCCUGGCGGCGAUAAUGCUGGCAAUCACCUUCGCUUAUCUGCAGCCUUCCGUGGGGAUGCAUGGAGGACCAUUGAAGCCAGAGUUUACUAUAACCUAUGUUGCUGUUUCAACAAUAUUUUUAAACAGUGGACUCUCACUAAAGACUGAGGAGCUGGCUAGUGCUUUGAUGCAUAUAAAACUUCAUAUGUUUGUGCAGAUCUUCACACUUGGAUUUUUCCCGACUGCUAUGUGGUUUAUUCUUAAGUUAUUAGCUCUUACAUCUAUAAACCCAUGGCUUUUAAAAGGUUUGCAGACUGUUGGUUGUAUGCCUCCUCCGGUAUCAUCUGCUGUAAUCCUAACGAAAGCAGUUGGUGGAAAUGAGGCGGCUGCAAUUUUCAAUUCUGCUUUUGGAAGUUUUCUGGGAAUUGUUGUUACACCGCUACUACUUCUGCUGUUUCUAGGAUCUUCAUCAUCAGUGCCAUUCAGUUCAAUUUUCUCUCAGUUGUUUAUGACUGUAGUAAUCCCACUCAUUUUAGGACAGAUUUUGCGAAGAUACAGCAAGGAUUGGCUUGAAAGGAAAAAGCCCCCAUUUGGAGUUAUCAGCAGUUGUGUGCUCCUUAUGAUCAUAUAUUCAACAUUUUGUGAUACUUUCUCCAGUCCAAAGAUUGACCUAGAUACCUUUAGUCUAAUAAUAAUUGUUCUUUUAAUAUUUUUCCUUCAGCUGAGUUUCAUGUUUUUAACUUUUAUCAUUUCUACAAGAAAAAAAUCAGGUUUCACAGCUGCAGACACAGUUGCCAUUAUGUUCUGUUCCACCCAUAAAUCACUGACUCUUGGAAUCCCAUUGCUGAAGAUAGUGUUUUCAGGGUAUGAACAUUUAUCCCUCAUCUCUGUUCCAUUACUCAUCUAUCAUCCCACUCAGAUCCUGCUAGGUGGCCUAUUAGUUGGAACAAUGAAAAGCUGGAUGAUCACUCGUCAAAAAGCUCUAAAACUCUCAAGACAGACAAAGAUUCCUGUAUAAUGUAAAUGAUUAAUAUAUUUUGUAUGAAUGUACAUAUACCAUGCAAUGAAACGUAUAUACAGAACCUCCAGCAAACCAUUCAAGUGAAGAUUUAUGUUUAAGAAUUUUGUCUUUGCAUCUAUUUUAUUUUGUACAGGUUCAUGAUUAAGUGCCUUAAAUGUACAACUGAAGCUAUUAGGUUAUUUUUGCCUUAUGCAAGAACUGUUCCUUGAAUAAUACCAGAAGACUGCAGAGUAUUUGAGGUGUAUGUCUGAUUUUUUUAGUAACAAAAAUUACUUUGUAAAUCAAUUCAUGGGGUACUUAAAAGACUGUGGAUAGAUUUAUGAAAUGAUGUGGAACUAUCAAAAAAAACAAAGGAAUUAUUUUCAUGUUUCCAUCCUAUUUUUCUUUAAAGCAAAUAUUGCUAUUUUUCUCCCCUUAGGCUUUAUGUUUAAUGUUAUAACAUUAGCUGGCCUCAUUUUGUGUUAAAUUCACAAAGCUUUUGCCUUUUGUCCCACGAGGAUUGCCCACAGUAUGGCUAAGUGCUGUUGUGGUGGGUAAGGGGCAGAAAUUAACUCUGUUGGUGUCUGCUCCCAUUAAAACCAUAUUGCUUGACACUGAUCGAAUUGAGGAAUAGUGGAUAAGUUUUAAGUAAUUUGUUGCUGGAUUGAAGAUAAUGCAAAACAGUUUGAUAGGAGGCUUCCAAGUAAAUUGUAUCGGUAUCUUUCAGCUAGUCAAAAUAUUAUAUUUAAAAAGGCAAGAGUAAAUUCCAAUAAAUAUUAUUGUUGAACAGUUUUGAAAUGUGGCAAACACUAUAUUUUUCAUUCAAUGGUGUAACUCUCAGGAAAAUAGUUGCUGGAAGCUGUUCUUUGAAUGUAUUCUACGGAGGCAUAAACUGAAUCACAGAUUCAGCAAAUCACAAUUGUGUUUUGAUGAGUUACAGUAAUUUGUAGCUACAACCUGCCCAAUAUCAAUUCAUUUGUUAUCAGUCAUCAGAAAUUACCCAAAAUUCUGUUCCACAUUACCAAACCAAAUUAGAUGAUACAGGUCCUCAUUGGAUACUAAUAUUACAAACAUUUAUUUUGACACUGUUGUGCCAUCAAUAGUGCUGGUGAAGGCCAAUAAAAUGUUUAUUUUUAUAUAUGUAUAUGUGUACACACAUGAAUAUAUAGUGUGUCAGACUAAAUUUAGGUGACCUUGACUGAUACAAUGUGUGAUUAAAAUAAACCUUUCAGUUAGAUUACUACAUUAUAUCUUUAAUAGAUUCAGUCACAAUUUCUUUGAAUAGUGUUGAGUACAUUUAAUAAAUGCAGUAAAAGGAGUUUUUUUUAUCAUUCAACUAUAAAUUCUGGAGCAUGAUCCUUGAAAUAAUGGGGCCAUUAGUAAAAUACAUUUAUUAAUACAGCCUUGUAGAUAAAAUGCUUACUUGCAUCAGGCUUUGCUCAUUUAAGUCACAAGUUACUAUGUGUACAUUGAAUGUACUUAUCAGUUUUCAUUUUAAUUAAUCAUUUCCUUGGUUUUGGUUUUUAUUUGUUUCUGGACAAAAUAACAACUGGUGAGCCUUUCAGAGUUUGUGCAUGUUUUGUAUGUUAUCGGUUAUGGGCCAUUAUAAUGAAUGUGUUUUAAUCUGAACAAAUGUUUAAAUGUAAAACAAAGAACUGCUGAUGCUGAAGAUCUGAAAGAAAAGCAGAAGUUGCUGGAGGAACUUAGCAGAUAUGGCAGCAUCUGUGGAGAGAACGCAAAGUUAACAUUUUGAGUCCAGUGACCCUAAUGCUGCCAGACCUGCUGACUUUUAUUUUCUUGAGAAACUUUUGCUCUUGUUUCUAAUGUAUAAAUGUAAAUUAUUGUUAGAAGCAAUUUAUUUGUUCAUUUUACAAGCAUCUUGUGGCAGAUUUAUUUUUGCAAGAUUCAUCAAUAAAGAACAUAAAGCACACACAAGCACA
Messenger RNA from Hemiscyllium ocellatum (epaulette shark), 3041 nucleotides. RefSeq names its product solute carrier family 10 member 7 (gene slc10a7). Lineage: Eukaryota; Metazoa; Chordata; Chondrichthyes; Orectolobiformes; Hemiscylliidae. The record is from RefSeq and is a predicted model, not a curated record. Bases 88 to 1119 code for a protein of 343 amino acids. Gene Ontology annotation, cellular component: plasma membrane. The transcript is spliced from 12 exons.